Lathyrus oleraceus (garden pea) is the source of this 2634-nucleotide messenger RNA. Its product is annotated as proteinaceous RNase P 1, chloroplastic/mitochondrial. The transcript is spliced from 6 exons. Gene Ontology annotation, biological process: tRNA 5'-leader removal. NCBI's taxonomy places the organism in Eukaryota, Viridiplantae, Streptophyta, Magnoliopsida, Fabales, Fabaceae. Gene Ontology annotation, molecular function: protein binding; ribonuclease P activity. Bases 123 to 2255 code for a protein of 710 amino acids. The record is from RefSeq and is a predicted model, not a curated record.
CCAUUUUGAAAAUCAUUGUUACACAGUACAAUACAAAUCUACAACCGAAGUCACGAAAAAACAUGUAUCAAGAUUAGAUUGAGGUUGUUACAUACCUCUUAGCAGCCACACAUGAUACGGUAAUGGCUACUUCUCCUCUCACUCUCCAACUUCAACUCCAACGCUCUCUCUCUUUCUCUCAUUCUCUCAUACCAAACCUCUAUCAUUCCUUCCCUUCAUUCACCACCCUCAAUUUCAACCCAAGAAAACAACCCACAAUCCAAUGCUCUUCACGCAAUUCUCCCGUUGAAACCACCAACAGAAACUCCGUAAGAAACUUUUCAAAGAAAAUCCCUUCUCCUUCUUCUGUAUCUCACACUGACAAAAGCGUUUCUUUGGAAUCAAAAUCUCUCAACAGGGUCAUUGAGAAAAAGAAGAUUGAAAAUGAAAAUGUGGUGGAGAAGAAGAAGAAGAAGAUUAAGGACAGCCGUAGAGUUAAAUUGCGGCUUUCUUUGGAUUUGUGUUCUAAAAGAGGUGAUUUAAAUGGAGCUUUAUCCUUUUAUGAUUCUGCAAUAUCACAAGGUGUUAAAUUGGGACAACACCAGUAUACAGUUCUGUUGUAUCUUUGUUCUUCUGCAGCUAUUGGUGUUCUUCGGCCCGCGAAAAGCGGAAGUGGUACUAGAACUUUGAAUACACAAGUCUCGUCAGUAAAUAGAAAUGAUGAUGAUAAUAGAUUUUGUAGUGAUAGUGAUGAUGAUAAUAGAGUGUUAGAUAAUUCAGUUUCAGUUUCAUGUAGUAGUAGUGAGAAACUAGAUGAGAAUGAUGAAUUUAAGAAUUUGGCGUUGCGGAGAGGAUUCGAAGUGUAUGAGAAUAUGUGUAUGAAUAAGGUUGAAAUGAAUGAGGCAGCAUUGACAUCUGUGGCUAGAAUGGCCAUGGCAAUGUGUGAUGGUGACAUGGCUUUUGAGAUGGUUAAGCAAAUGAAGAUUUUGGGGUUAAGUCCUAGGUUAAGGUCUUAUGGUCCUGCUUUAUCGACGUAUUGUAAUAACGGUGAAAUCGAUAAAGCAUUCGAUGUUGAAAACCAUAUGUUGGAACAUGGUGUUUACCCGGAGGAGCCGGAGUUAGAGAGGCUUUUGAGAGUAAGUAUAAGAGCUGGUAAGAGUGAUAGGGUUUACUAUGUGUUGCAUAAACUAAGAAGUAGCGUUAGGAAAGUUUCGAAUACUACGGCUGAUUUGAUUGUUGAUUGGUUUAGGAGCAAAACGGCUUCGAAAGUUGGGAGAAAAAAAUGGGAUAAAAGGUUGAUAAUGGAAGCAAUGGAAAAUAAUGGUGGAGGGUGGCAUGGGAUAGGUUGGUUAGGGAAGGGGAGAUGGCAGGUUCUUCAAACAAGUGUUGGAAAUGAUGGAAUGUGUAAAUGUUGUGGAGUGCAAUUGGCUACUAUUGAUCUUGAUCCUGUUGAAACCGAGAAUUUCGCUAAGUCGGUUGCGUCCAUUGCUAUAAGUAAGGAGAAAAAUUCAAACUUUCAAACAUUUCAAAAAUGGCUUGACUACUAUGGACCUUUUGAAGCAGUGAUAGAUGCUGCAAAUGUAGGUCUUUUCGGCCAAUGGAAGUUCAUGCCAUCAAAGAUCAACGCUGUUGUAAAUGAGAUGCGCCUAAAACUCCCUUCGAAGAAAUUUCCGCUUAUUGUUUUGCAUCAUAGGCGUAUCAGAGGAGACAAAAGGGAUGCGCCAAUCAGCAAAGCAGUGGUUGAUAGGUGGAAUAACGCCGGUGCACUCUAUGCAACACCUACCGGAUCAAACGAUGAUUGGUACUGGUUAUAUGCAGCUAUAAAAUUCAAAUGCUUACUUGUUACCAAUGACGAGAUGAGAGAUCAUUUGUUUCAACUUCUCGGAAAUGACUUCUUCCCCAAGUGGAAAGAAAGGCAUCAGGUUAGCCGAACUCUGCAAAGAAAAAUUUCUUAUCGGGUCUUUGUUCAUUUUUCGUCUCCAAAUUUUAGGUACGGUUCGGAUUCUCUGAUAACGGUCCCGAGUUUUACAUGCCCCCUCCUUGUUCUGUUGUUAUUCAGGAAUCGGAGGAAGGACACUGGCAUAUUCCGAUUGAAGCCGAACUUAACGAUGAAGCAGAAAGAAGAUGGCUGUGCAUCACACGUGCUAAAUUGGACUUGGUCAGCGAAGAUUCUUCGACAACAUCCAAAGAUAAGAAACCUCUGCGAAAUGGAGAAUGGAAAAAAUCGGUUACUAGGAAUGAGUCUGCAAAUGAGUCACAAUAUCGAAAUCCUGUGAAUCAAAAAGAAGUGAAAGAAACACCUCGUGGAUUGUACAAAAAUAUCCGAUCAUAACUCGACAUUCAUCCGAACUUGAGGCAGCAUACAAAGCUCCAGUUUAGCUUGAAGACAGCACAAGAUAGAGAUUGUUUGGUAGUUCAUUUUUUUUUUUGCAACGAAAAGCAAUCUUUAUAAAAUAAGUGUUGAAAUCUGUCAUUUUUUUAGACUGUUAUAUAGUUAAGAACAUGUUCUGGUUCCUUUUGGUGUAGUUGAGAACUUAUUUCCAUUUUUGUAAUGUAGUUUUGGUACAUUUCUCAAGAACAUGAUGGUAGCUUUUAUUUUGAGAACAUGUAGUGUAAGGGUAAAGUCCAUUUGAAUCACAAAUGUUAUUGUUACCA